Messenger RNA from Tribolium castaneum (red flour beetle), 1106 nucleotides. Its product is annotated as cathepsin L precursor. Gene Ontology annotation, molecular function: cysteine-type endopeptidase activity; cysteine-type endopeptidase activator activity involved in apoptotic process. NCBI's taxonomy places the organism in Eukaryota, Metazoa, Arthropoda, Insecta, Coleoptera, Tenebrionidae. Gene Ontology annotation, biological process: immune response; positive regulation of peptidase activity; positive regulation of apoptotic signaling pathway. The transcript is spliced from 3 exons. Bases 103 to 1071 code for a protein of 322 amino acids. Gene Ontology annotation, cellular component: lysosome. The record is from RefSeq and is a predicted model, not a curated record.
UGUAUAAUAAACCCGGAAUGAUUUUUUGUUGUUUACCUACCAUUUAAAAAUAAGACCAUUUGUUUGUGUUCACAAUUUGGUGAAUUUGGUGUACCACAAGAAAUGAAGGUACUCACACUUCUUGUUGUGCUGCACACAUCAGACGCUUUCUCGCUUAACAAAGAGUGGGAAAACUUCAAGAGAAAAUACGAGCGGCGUUACCCAAAUUUGGAAGAAGAAAACUUUCGUAGAGCAAUUUUUGAAAAAACGUUCCAAGAAAUCAAACAUCACAAUGAAAGAUACAGGAAAGGACUGGAAACGUAUUAUUUGCGCAUCAAUGACUUGAGCGACUACACCGACGAAGAAAUGUCCUGUUGCUCCGAAAAAGCACCAAAACCAUCCAUCACGAUUUUGCCAAAUGUGAGCACCAGUUCGAGACAAAACCUCCCAAAGAUGGUCGAUUGGAGACUCCGAGGAGUUGUAACACCGGUGAAACAUCAAGGAAAAUGUGGCACUUGUUGGGCCUUUGCCAUUAUAGGCGCCACAGAAGCCCAGUACAGAAUCCACCGAGGGUCUUUCGUAAUUCUAAGCGAGCAACAGCUGGUCGAUUGUGUGCGUGAAGUUAGCAGUUGUAGGGGAGUUUAUCUCCACGAAACUUACAAGUACAUUGUCAAAAGUGAGGGAAUUAAUUACGACCAGGACUACCGUUACCAAAGUGCACCUGGAACUUGCCGUUUCCGAGCAGACAAACCGAAAAUUACGUUUAGAAAAUACGCUUAUUUGACUGCAAUCAGCGAGGAAGACUUGCAAUGGAUUGUGGCCAAUGUUGGACCAGUAACUGUGUCGUUUGAUGGUCGUGGUAAACAGUUCAAGAGUUACAGUGGCGGAGUGUUUUAUAACAAGACUUGCACAAGGAUGAAGACCCAUGUUGCUGUCCUUGUUGGGUAUGGGACGGAAAACGGAGAGGAUUUUUGGUUAGUGAAAAAUUCCUACGGACCACAGUGGGGCUUGGAUGGGUACGUUAAAAUAGCCAGGAAUCGGAACAACCACUGUGGGAUUACCAACAGAAUCACUUAUCCUAUUUUUGAUUAAAGGUUGUUUGUGCUAAAUAAAAUUUUCAAACUUUC